This is a messenger RNA of Drosophila suzukii, 1129 nucleotides long. RefSeq lists its product as uncharacterized. Lineage: Eukaryota; Metazoa; Arthropoda; Insecta; Diptera; Drosophilidae. The record is from RefSeq and is a predicted model, not a curated record.
ACUUACUGAAAGCAAAAACGAUAUUCACCAGACCUGAAUUUUGACAUAUUUUAAUAAUAUUUUAUUAUAAAUAUAAAUUGUUGAUUAAUUGAUUGACCAGGUUUCAAUACACCUUUAAUUUUAACAAAAAAUAAUAGUUUGUGUCCAAAUCAAAUGGAGGAACUCGCUAUGAAUCAUAUGGUGCGGCCCCAGGGCUUCAGUUUGGAGGAACUGCGUCAGACUCUGGGUCACUCCGUCAUUCGGGGACAAUGCUAUUUCAUCUAUGGCACCACCAAUAUUCUGGAGGUAAUUACUGGGUUCAAUGAACUGCUCAACCGGGAGGAGAUUGAGUUUGGAGCGGAGCACCUUGCUCCGGUUUAUGUGACCGGGAUGAUGGUGUAUCUACUGCAUCACGAGGAUCUGGCGGCCACCCAGGUGAAGAGAACCCUCUUCCUGCAGCGAUGCUUCGAUUAUAUGGCCUGCACCGAGGAAACCCAUAUCCACCAGGUAUGCGUUUAUAUGCUGAGCCUAUUGAAUGCCAACAAUUCGAGCGUAAUGCUCAAUCUGAUCCACUGCUGUCGCGUGGCCAGUCCCCUGAGCACGAUGGCCCGCGUGGUGGGCAACUGCCUGCUCUGGGCCAUGUUGGAUCACCUCUCGGACUUGGGCCUGGACUCGCACCGCUUGCGUCCGGCUGGGACUCUUCUACUCGUCGUCGCAGUGGUGAAUCCCCGCACCUACGUGCAGUCCUAUCUGCAUGCCCUGCAUCUGGUGGUCCGCCUGAUAUCCAGUCUCCUGCUGGUUGGACCCCUCGGUGGACAUGGCCAGCAGCUUUGCCAGGAGGCCGGGGUGCCAGGAGACCUGAUGAAACUGGCCAAGGAGGACUCUUCGAUUCUGGUACGCUGGCUAAUCGUUAUCGUUGAGGAAUUGCGUCCCCAAAUGGUGGAUAACGAUGAUUUGGGGCACCUGCAUGAGCGUCUGGUGCUGUUGGAGGCCAUAUGUGAGCUUAUGCAACUCCUGCAUGGCCAUUUGGUCAAGUGCCACCAAGAAAAACAAGAUCUGACCCUAAAUUAGCACGAAGGAUGGCAGAAAAAAUACAAAUACAACAACAAUGUCAUUUCAUUCGAUGGUCAGCAUGACAUUUUUAUAAGCA